UGAGUCGGAGUCGGAGUGGCGACCGAGUGUGGAGCGGGCGAAAAGCCACUGGGGCGGGCCAGUCCCGAUCAGUCCCGUCUGGCUCCAGCUCGUGCUCCUGUGCGGGGCAACGGCCGCGGUCGCCAUCUCCGCCGCUGCCUCCGCCUCCAUCGGCGUCGGGGGAGGGGCCGGCCGGACCCCGGGGUCACUGCUGAGGAAUGAAGAGUGGCGGCCGGGCCCCGCGCUCCGCCCCGGCCUAGGGCCUAGCCCCGGAGCCGCCAGGUAGCUACCCAGCAUGCCUCAGAGCACCUCCCCUGGUCAGUGGCCGUUACUGUGUACUUACAGAUUGCAAACGAAUGCAAAUAUUAACUCAUCCUAGGAAUAACUGAGAGGGUGGAGGCCUGAAGUGUGAUCUAUGUCCUACCUACGUCCAGCUGCCUGAAACUGCUUUAUGAGCACAUGACCCUGGACAUGGAUGCUGUCCUGUCGGAUUUUGUCCGUUCCACGGGAGCAGAGCCAGGGCUGGCCCGAGAUCUCCUGGAAGGAAAGAAUUGGGAUGUGAGUGCAGCCCUCAGUGAUUUUGAACAGCUACGUCAAGUCCAUGCUGGGAAUCUUUCCCCACCCUUUAGUGAAGGGAGUGGUGGCCCCAGGACCCCUGAAAAGGGGUUUUCUGAUAGAGAGUCUACUCGUCCUCCCCGGCCCACCCUACAGCGGCAGGAUGACAUCGUUCAAGAAAAACGUCUGUCUAGGGGCAUCUCCCACGCCAGCUCCAGCAUUGUGUCCCUGGCCCGGUCUCAUGUCUCCUCCAAUGGUGGGGGUGGGGGGAGCAGUGAGCACCCCCUGGAAAUGCCCAUCUGUGCCUUCCAGCUCCCAGACCUCACUGUGUACAAUGAAGACUUCCGCAGCUUCAUAGAGAGAGACCUCAUUGAACAGUCCAUGCUGGUUGCCCUGGAACAGGCAGGGCGUUUGAACUGGUGGGUGAGUGUGGACCCCACCUGUCAGAGGCUGCUUCCUCUGGCAACUACCGGAGAUGGGAACUGCCUCCUGCACGCAGCCUCCCUCGGGAUGUGGGGCUUCCAUGAUCGUGACUUGAUGCUACGCAAAGCUUUGUACGCGUUGAUGGAGAAGGGAGUGGAGAAGGAAGCUUUGAAGCGCCGCUGGAGAUGGCAGCAAACACAGCAGAACAAAGAGUCAGGGCUGGUAUACACAGAGGACGAAUGGCAGAGAGAAUGGAAUGAGCUGAUCAAACUUGCCUCGAGUGAACCCCGCAUGCACCUAGGUACCAAUGGAGCCAACUGUGGUGGGGUGGAGAGUGCAGAGGAGCCCGUGUACGAGAGUCUGGAGGAGUUCCAUGUCUUUGUCCUCGCCCACGUGCUCAGGAGGCCCAUAGUGGUGGUGGCAGACACCAUGCUGAGGGACUCGGGAGGGGAAGCAUUCGCCCCCAUCCCCUUUGGGGGCAUCUAUCUGCCCUUGGAGGUCCCCGCCAGCCAGUGUCACCGCUCUCCUCUGGUGCUCGCCUACGAUCAGGCCCACUUCUCGGCACUCGUGUCCAUGGAGCAGAAGGAGAACACCAGGGAGCAAGCUGUGAUCCCCCUGACAGAUUCAGAGCAGAAGCUGCUGCCCCUGCACUUUGCUGUGGACCCAGGCAAGGGCUGGGAGUGGGGCAGAGAUGACAGCGACAAUGUCCGAUUGGCCAGUGUAAUCCUGUCCCUCGAGGUCAAGCUGCACCUGCUGCAUGGCUACAUGAGCGUGAAGUGGAUCCCACUGUCCCCCGACGCACAGGCCCCCCUGGCCCAGCCUGAGUCCCCCACAGCCUCAGCUGGAGAUGAGCCCCGCUCCACUCCUGAGUCUGGGGAGUCAGACAAGGAGUCUGUUGGCAGCAGUUCUACCAGCAAUGAGGGCAGCAGGCGGAAGGACAAGUCAAAGCGAGACGGAGAGAAGGACAAGAAGAGAGCCGACUCUGUGGCUAACAAGCUGGGCAGCUUUGGCAAGACCUUGGGCAGCAAGCUCAAGAAGAACAUGGGAGGCCUGAUGCACAGCAAGGGUUCGAAGGCUGCUGGAGGGUUGGGAGCAGGCCUGGGGGGCAGCAGCGGCACUGAGACACUGGGGAAGAAGAAGAAAAACUCACUCCAGAGCUGGAAGUGUGGCAAGGAGGAGGCAGCCGGGGACGGGCCCGUGUCUGAGAAGCCCCCAUCUGACCCUGUUGGUAACGGAGGGAGCAGGUACAGCCAGGAGGUGAUGCGGAGCCUGAGCAUCAUGAGGAUUGCCAUGCAGGGGGAGGGGAAGUUUAUUCUUGUCGGAACCCUGAAGAUGGGUCCGCGUCACCAGUACCAGGAGGAGAUGAUCCAGCGCUACCUUUCUGACGCUGAGGAGAGAUUCCUGGCAGAGCAGAAGCAGAAGGAGGCAGAGAGGAAGAUUGUGAAUGGAGGGGUAGGGAGUGGGCCUCCGCCAGCGAAAAAGCCGGAGCCCGAUGGCGGGGAGGAGCUGCCUGCCCCCCCAGCAGAGUCCAAGGCCACCGCCUUCUCUGUUGGCUACACUGGGGGCUUCACUAUCCCUCGGCCUUCUGGGGGUGGAGUCCACUGCCAGGAACCCCGGAGGCAGCUGGCAGGGGGUCCGUGUGGGGGGGGCCUGCCACCAUAUGCCACCUUCCCCAGACAGUGCCCUCCCGGGCGGCCCUACCCCCAUCAGGACUGCAGCCCUUGUCUGGAGCCAGGCAGUCCGUCCAAGGAUGGGGUUCACAGGGGCGCGUUGUUCCCACCUCCCUUCCGCGUGGCUGACUCCUAUAGUAAUGGCUACAGAGAGCCCCCUGAACCGGACGGGUGGGCUGGAGGUCCCCGGGGGCUGCCCCCAACCCAGACCAAAUGCAAACAGCCGAACUGCAGCUUCUAUGGACACCCUGAAACCAACAACUUCUGCUCCUGCUGUUACAGGGAAGAGCUGAGGAGGAAGGAGCGGGAACCGGCUGGGGAGCUGCCGGUGCACAGGUUCUGAGGGGUGCGGGCUUGCAGCGCAAAGGAGCCGAACAGAGAAAGUUCAGCUUGAGAAAUUGGCUCAUCAAGCCCCAGCCCCCGUGUUGACGGGCAAACACAGGAAUGUCUGGGGGAGCCUGGCUGGAAACUGAAGUGUGUGCGCUGGAGUGCUGCCAGGCUGGUGAGAGCAGGUCAGGGCCGGACGGUGCCUCGGGGGCUGGACUCUCCUCUGCAGAGCUUGACCUGACAGGACGGAGGAGGGCCAAGGGGGAAGGAGGGUUCUGUCUCACAGCCCUUGGGUUCCAUCCCAGGACCUAGGGAAAGUACUAGGGGAAGGUUUGGUGUGUGGGGUGGGAGGCGGGUAUACAUCUGCGGGAGGAACAGGCCGAGGAGGUUCUCAGUCAAUAAAAAAAAGAUCAAAGUUCUUUUAGGUUGGAAAAAAGCACAUGGUGGUGGAGUUGGGAGUAUGCAGGGAAACUGGAAGAUUAGACAGAUUUGCUGUCGAUUUGAUUAAGGUUGAAAUUAGGGUUGGGUUUCUUCCUCCUGCAGGGUCUAGGGAGCCCUGGUGGUGCAGUGGUUAAGAGCUCAGCUGCUGACCAAAAGGUCAGCAGUUCGAAUCCACCAGCUGCUCGUUGGAAACCCUAUGGGGCAGUUCUACUCUGUCCU
Molecule: messenger RNA, 3614 nt
Organism: Trichechus manatus latirostris (Florida manatee)
Lineage: Eukaryota; Metazoa; Chordata; Mammalia; Sirenia; Trichechidae
Gene: OTUD7B
Product: OTU deubiquitinase 7B
Exons: 13
Coding region: 439-2970 (843 amino acids)
Biological process (GO): protein deubiquitination involved in ubiquitin-dependent protein catabolic process; protein K63-linked deubiquitination; protein K11-linked deubiquitination
Cellular component (GO): cytoplasm; nucleus
Molecular function (GO): K63-linked polyubiquitin modification-dependent protein binding; zinc ion binding; cysteine-type deubiquitinase activity
Source: RefSeq, a predicted model, not a curated record